AUGGAGGCUCUGAACCGAGGGAACCGGCUGCUCAGGAACCAGAGUCAAGAGUGGAGACAGGAUUCUAGCUCGGACAACGAAGAGGACCUCCGAGCAAAUGCCAAAGCAGCCGCGCAGGGGAUGAGCAUGAGCCACCACCACGAGUACGAAGAACCCAGGAACGUGGUCGAGGCCCGCAAAAUAUCUCUCGACGCCGGCCGGAACGGGACGGGCUUGAAGGGCCGAAAGGGCAGCACGCCCAAUGGUACAACAAACGGAUCCUUCAGCUCAAUGGAAAUGAUCAAUGCACGAGGUUACGGUGUUUCGAACCCACCGACCGAAGACUUCCAGCCGCCACCUCAAUAUCCGGGCUACGGAACAGGUUCUCUGCCACGCCAGAAUGGCACUAAAGGGUCAUCACGGCAUCGGAGUAACGGGCACGCUCGCCAGAACGGAGCCAAUCGUUCGAACCGUACUGGAAACGAAAGUUUGGGUCUACGGCGAGGACCGUCGUCCUCGUCGACGUCCGAUAACCAAUCAGAGUACACAGACAGCGAAACGGCCCAUCUGCCAGUGAACGCUCAGAGCCGUCGGAUGGUUGCAGCCAGUAGGGAUUCGACGUUGAGAGAUAGUCCACCGGACCCUGCACCGCCAAAUGUCCCUCCUAGGAAUAAUUACUCGACUGCCGAUUCGCUGAGAGCCAGACUCGCCGGUUACAUGGAGAACGGUCAGGAUAUCCUGGACGACGAUCGCGAGUACAUGACCGAUGUUUUAGGACACUACGCAACGCCAGAUGUCACCAAUCCGGAGGACCAGCUACGCAACUCGAUCAACCGGAGAGAAAACGAAAGAGUUUACUGCCAGCCACAAAACAUCAUCACACAGCAGGAAUCGAAACUCAGUGACAAAGACAGCAGCGGAGGCGGCUCCACGGAGCGGAGUCAUGCCGGUGUGCUCCCAUCAGCCAUCCAGACGGCCGUUCUGGGCAGUGCGACGUACUCUAACACUAUUCCGGUGUACUGUACGACCCCCUGCUCCACGACCGGCCCGAUGGUCCCCGUGCCGAACUGCAUCAAUCCCCAAUUGAUCCAGCAGAGCAUAAAUGCAGCCGCAGCCGCCGAACUCCAGGCACAACAGCAACAGCAGCAGCAACAGCAAAGUACGCCUCCGGGUCGACCGUUUUCGGCCUUGUUCAACUCGGCGACUAUUGAAAGUUCGCGGAUCCACUUGCAAAAGGCUUGUGGAGGUCACCGGUGUAGUUGGCGACUAGCCACCCUAGGACUUCUAAUGAUAUCAGUUGUGUUGGCCACACUCGCUGGAUAUUUCGCCGCGACCCCCUCGGUAGAUCACUCCAACUGCAUCAUGGUCGGUGGCGUCACGGACGAAACUGCGCUCCAGCAUAUCCCACCCUGUGUUGACCGAACCUCAGUGUCUUCAGAUUUUCAAGCAGUCAAAGGAGCUUCACAGGCUUCGACUGGCUGCCGUUUGAUUCCUCACCAAGCGGAAAGUUUUAAUCAAAUCAAAUUGGGCGACGAGAUGACGCAUACGAUCGCGCCGCAGGAGUCGUGGAACAUUUGGUUCAACCACCACGAGCCGUCGUUCGUUCGCUUCAAUGUCACAACUCAACAAGGCUGCAAAUUAGCGUUGUUCGCCGGGAAGAACAAUCCGCCGACGUUGACAGUGAAUGCAUUCAGGGAGACCAUCAGCAGUGAAGCUCCCCAGGUCGCCGAGUUCCACAUGUCAACCAAGUCUCGGAGAGCAGUCGGGAUGACGCUCGAAGAAGUCGAACUCAUCCACUACCUAGAGGCCGGCACGUGGUAUCUCAGCAUCAUUAACGAUGACUUCCUCGAAACAACAAUGGCCGUCACCGCCACAGUGGCCUCCGACGUCAGUUCAGACUGUCCGAACGGCUGCUCGGGACACGGCAACUGUGAGAUGGGCAAGUGCAAGUGCCAUCCCGGAUUUUCAGGAUCUGACUGCUCCGACAGUGUGUGUCCGACGCUGUGCAAUGGACACGGCCGCUUCGUGCAAGGCGUCUGUCGAUGCGAAUCGGGCUGGAAAGGCGUCGAGUGCGGCGUUCCCGAGAAAGAGUGUGAAGUCCCUGAUUGCAACGGAAACGGCCGUUGUUCGAACCGAGGUCAAUGCGUCUGCAAGCCCGGCUUCUCGGGUGCGGCCUGUGAAAGAGUUGACUGUUUGGAUCCUUCGUGCUCAGGACACGGCGUCUGCUCCGCUGGCUUAUGUCAUUGCAAGAUUGGAUGGCGUGGUCAAAACUGUUCCGAUCCGGACGACCGCCUAAAUCGUUGUUUCCCCGACUGCUCGCAACAUGGAGUCUACGACCUAGAGACCGAAAAGUGCAUCUGUUUCGAUCACUGGGCAGGCUCAGAUUGUUCCCGAGCAAAAUGCAAUCUCGACUGCGGGCCUUUCGGACGAUGUGAAGAAGGUCGGUGCAGAUGCGACUCCGGCUGGACAGGAAACAAAUGCGACCUCAAAGAAUGCGACCCUCGGUGCCAACUGCAUGGCCAAUGCAAUAACGGCACUUGCGUCUGCAUCCAGGGAUGGAUGGGCAAACACUGCACCAUCGAGGGGUGUCCCAGCAGCUGUUCGAAUAAGGGGGCCUGCGUCAAAGACGAAUCAGCCUCGUCAUGGAGAUGUAAUUGCCAAAGCGGAUGGGGAGGAAACGACUGUAGCGUACGUCAGGAAACAAAAUGCAAAGACGAGGUCGAUAAUGAUGGAGACGGGUUGAUGGACUGCGCUGACAGUGAGUGCUGCUACCGGCCGGAAUGCCAGGACAGUCUUCUAUGCAUCCACUCUCCAGAACCGCAGGACAUCUUGCUGAGGAAGCAACCUCCUCCCGUGACAGCUUCGUUUUAUCAAAAGAUGAAGUUCCUCAUCGAAGAAGAUUCGGUGCAGAGUUACUCGCACAAGGAUGAGUACUCUGAGAGCCAAUUUUGGAGUGCCUUCGUUAAAAGCCGCGUCUCAGUGAUUCGAGGAAGAGUGAUCGGCCGUGAAGGCAACGGACUCAUAGGAAUCAGGGUCAGCGUGGCUACAGACCCACAGUUCGGAUUCACUCUCACCCGGCCAGAUGGAUGGUUCGAUAUUUUAGUCAAUGGAGGCGGAGCUGUGACUCUACAGUUCCAAAGGAAUCCAUUCCAUCCCAUAAAACGAACAAUCAUGGUUCCAUGGAACGACAUUGUCGUCAUGUCGCCUGUUGUCAUGAUGAGCGUUGCCCAAGACCCCAACGAGGGCGAGGCGAUGUUCGAAGAACAGAGCGGAUGCCUCGUACACGAUUACGACCGAAUGAAACCCAUUGUGUAUCAAACAUGGCGACCUGGCUCACAGGGAGGCUGCACCGAACGUACGGCGAUCAUCGCAGAAACUCAGGUCAUCCAAGAAGCGCUGCCCAUUCCCGGUUCUGAUCUGCGACUGGUUUAUCAGAGCAGCCACAGUCAGGGCUAUCUCUCCACAAUUCACUUGCAACUCACACCAUCGGUCGUUCCAAAAGAACUCAAGUUGGUGCAACUCCGAAUCGUUGUUGAGGGGAUCCUGUUCGAGAACACAUUCGAGGCAGACCCAGACAUCAAGUUCACCUUCGCCUGGAACAAACGCAACGUUUACAAACAGAAGGUCUACGGACUCACAACCGUACUGGUAUACGUCGGGUACCAGUACACGACUUGCGACAAAACGGUCUGGACCUCGCAGUCGACCACGCUACGUGGUUUCGACAUGGACAUCUCGGAGCUGGGUCAAUGGAAUCUCGACAUCCACCACCGAUACAAUUUCCACGAAGGAGUGCUCCAGAAAGGCGACGGUUCCACGGUCUAUUUCAAGCAUCAGCCUCGCGUGAUUCAAACUCUAAUCGGCACCGGUCGCAAGCGAACAUCGAGGAUUUGUCCGGAAUGCAACGGCCGCGCCCAGGGCAACAAACUCGAAAAUCCCAUCACCUUGACAUCGGGUCCAGACGGCAGCAUUUAUGUCGGAGAUCACAAUCUCAUCCGACGCAUUACGCCUUCGGGACAGGUGUACACCGUCUACACGCUCAAGAACCUUCCGGAUCAGCUCACGUAUCAGUACCACAUCGCGUUAUCGCCCACCGACGGCCACCUGUAUAUUUCGGAUCCUGAGAUGUACCAGAUUGUUCGAGUCCAACUCGACAAGCACAUGGAAGCUGUCGAAGGCAAUACGGCCGACAGCGUUGUCGGCAACGGCAAACGAUGCGUCGAUCCUGACAUCGACUUGUGCGGAGACGGUACAGGAGCCAUGGAAGCCAAACUCCACUAUCCCAAAGGUUUGGCGUUCUCGGUGGACAACACCCUGUAUUUUGCUGACGGUCCCCGCAUCCGUAUGGUGAACAAACGAGGUGUCAUUCACACCGUAAUUGGUGGACCUCGCGGAAGACAUCAGUGGCGUCCCAUACCAUGCGUGGGAACACUUCCCAUCGAACAGACGAAAUUGCGCUGGCCGACCGAAUUGGCAAUUAAUCCGGUGGACAAUUCAUUGUAUUUCAUCGACGAUCACAUGAUAAUCAAGCUGACCAAAGAUAAGAGGGUGACGGCCAUAGUCGGACAACCUUCCUAUUGCAAGGAGUCUAAGAGCAAGACGAACAAAUACGACAAGAACGCUUCGAAGAACCUCGGCACUCUGAUCUCGUUCUCAUUCGGCCCGACCGGAAUCAUGUACCUGGCAGAAGUCGAUCACAGAGAUAACUACAAGGUCCACGCGCUCCAUCCCGACGGCGAGAUGCUUCACUUCGCCGGCAGGGAACGGCCCGCGCACUGCAUGUGGAUGUGCCCCAAGAACUCGAACAUUUCGACAUGCAAGCCCUGCGAGGAGAGCGGCAGCCAACUCGCCGUCGAAACCAGGCUACACGGAAUUUCGUCCCUGACCGUAACCAGCGACGGGACAGUCCAUAUAGCGGAUGUGGCCAACUUCAAGAUCCUGUCGGCUGUGCCAUACCUCCCAGAGGCGAGCGGGGACAACGAAUAUCAAAUAGCGUUCCCCGAAAACCACGAGAUCUACGUCUUCAACAAAUAUGGACAGCACAUCCUGACGAAGAGUGCUCUGACCGGCAAAACCAAAUACACUUUCCUGUACAAUGUGAACACUUCGCUCGGGAAACUCAGCGCCGUUACCGAUGCCUCCGGGAACAAAGUCGCAUUCCUCCGCGAUUCUGCCAACAACAUGUUCAGCAUCGAAACGGCCAGAGGUCAGAAAUGCCGAGUGUUUGUCAACAAACAGAAACAGCUUCUGUCGUUCACCAACGCCGACAAUCUUCAGUACAACUUCGAGUACGAGAGUGUUACGGGCCUACUGACAUCGAGACACGACUCGAAUGGCAUGACGUUCCAUUACAUUUACGACGAAAACGGCCGUCUUACGAGUGUCGUACGACCCUCCGGAAAGAUCGUGGAGCUCGAGUUCGAUCUCUCGGAUCGCGGCGCUGCUGUGUCAGCGAAAGAUGAAAAAUCGACCGAUAUUGUCAUUGUCAAAGGCUCCCGCGUCACAACAACCGCCGGCGGAGUGAGUCUCGAAUCUACGAUGCACCAGGAUGGAGCGAUCGAGAUCCGUGCCCCUUGGAAAACUUCGGCUCUUUGGGAAGCAGCGACUCAUAAGGUUCUGAACCAUUUGCUGGCGGUACAGGCUGGAAUGUUCCCUAUUCCGGUGAAACAGACGGUGUACACUGAAGGUGAAGCUGGAAUCAGUAAUUCUCUCGAAUGGAAGUACGAUGUCAAGUACAACCGAAAGGAACGUGACGCCGUUACCGUGUCUUCAGUCGAACGAACUCUGCUGGUGAAUACCUCACAGUACCUGACGACUGAAUACGAUUGGAUGGCGGACCGCGAGAUGGUCUACAACGCGUCUCGUCGUCCGUUCCUGGUGAUCCAGUACGACACCUUCUCGAGACCGAUCCAAUACCUGCCGACAGACACCAAGGUCCCGCUCAACAUUCAAUAUGAUCGACUGGGAAGACCGUCCGGUUGGAGUCAGGGUGCCAUGCAGGAGUCCUACACGUACGAUCGGAGCGGUUUGCUCAGCGAGGUGAAACUCGCCAACGAGGGCAAGGUGCAUUACGUGUACGAGGGUCUCAGCAAGCCCACGAAAGUCAAGCUGCCCAGCGGACGUGAAUACCUUUUGAAGUACGACAAAAACGGCGGUCUCGAGAGCAUAACAACGCCCAAAUCUACAGUCCACAGCUACCAGAUCCUGGUCACCGUCGGUUUCUAUAAACUGCUCUACACGCCCCCUGGCAACCAUGGGCCACUGACCGUCUACUAUAACGACCGCGGCCAGCCUAUCUUGAAAAUAUUCCCCGGUGACCACGGGCGCGUUUUAUACCGCUACAACAAUCAGAGUUUGCUCAGCGCAGUCGUGUACGGUGGUGGGAAAACGCUGACGAACUACAGCUCGACCGGUUUUGUCAAAAGCGAAGCCUGGAGCGAGAACGACGUCGAAGUCAAAUACGACUACUUCUACGACGGGGCGAUGCUCACGCAAUGCGUGGCAAAGUUCUACUCGAAGUUCCAGCUCACAACGGCUAAUUUCCAUUAUCAAUACGACAAUUGGUUCCGACCAAAGCAUAUACGAGCCCGUGUCGGGACCCUACAGUUCGCCGAUAUCGACCUGAGUUACGACGCCGAGACGGGCAAACGUGAACAGUUCGGACUGUUCCGCGUGUUUACUCAGAGUCCCAACGACACCGUACUCGCCGAUGGUGUGGCCACGUUCACUCAACUCACAGAUGGCAUGGGUCGCAUCCAGCAUCGCGGAUUGCUCAUUGCGGAGAAAGAGGUCUACAGUCUCGACUGCACCUACGGUGGUAACAACAACCUCGUCCAGAGUAAAACGCUCAUGCGACUCCAGGGCGGCAGCCAGAUGAGGACUCAGAACUUCUCGUAUGAUCUCGACAACCAGCUCAUCGAGAUGGUGGGCAAGGACCGCUGGAACUUCCAUUACGACGAUAACGGGAACAUCGUCACCAUGCGCUACAUGGGCAACAAAAUUGAAAUUCUCCACGACGUGGGUGACAGGAUUCUCCGGUUUGGCGAAACUCCAUUUGUCGUUAAUGAUCGAGGUUUUGUCGUUCAGCGAGGAGAGGAAAGAUUCCAUUACAACGUCAAGGGUCAGCUGAUCAAAGCCUCUGGCACUCGUGGCAAGUACGAGGUGAAAUACUUCUACGACGCUCAGAACCGCCUUGCGAUGCGCAAAGACCACUUUGGAAACAUGACGCAAUUCUUCUACGCCGACCUAACCCGUCCGCACCUCGUCACUCACAUCUACAACAACGCCGACGGACGGAGCAUGAGCCUAAUUUACGACAACAACGAUUUCCUCAUCCAUAUUCUCGUCAACAAGGACAGCUACUACGUGGCGACCGACCAUAACGGAAGCCCGACGCUGAUCUUCGAUCGUUACGGCGAGGUCAUCAAAGAGGUUCUUCGAGGACCUUACGGACACAUAAUCUACGAUUCGACGCCGACGUUCUACGUGCCAGUCGAUUUCCAAGGCGGAAUUCUCGACCCACUGACGUUGCUGCUGCACAUCGGAGACAAAGUCUACGAUUCCUUAACCGGCAAGUGGAUGACGCCCCGCUAUGAGAAUGUACUCAAUCACGUCAACGACAUCAGACACCUUCACCUGUACCAAUUCAACAACAACGACCCCGUCAACCUCCACAAGAAACAACAAAACAAAUUCGACACUCCCGAUUGGAUCGCCAGCCAGGGCAUAGACAUCGAGACGAUGGGUCUUGGCCGUCCUUCAUCAGUCAUGCGAACGGCCAAUGGUUUCCAUGACAGUCGAAACAACAUCGACAAAUUCUCCGUGCUUCCACAAUUGCCAUCCGUACCGCUCAUCUCGGGCUAUGUGUGCUCGGUACAGCGCAAACUCGCGAACUUCGCACGUCUAAGCUCUGUUGACCGCUCCCGAGUGAAACAGGAAGAUUUCCUGGGCGCCAACCAGCUCACAACCCUGCACGUUCCGCUCGGCUCCGGAAUCACGAUUUCUGAAAUGAAAGGCCGAGCUGUGGUCCGUUCGGUUGAUAAGGCGAACCAGAUCAACAAAGAUGUUUACAUGGCCGUGUUCAAUAACACGCAGCUCGUGAACCUUCAUCUGGUGAUGCACGGUCUCGACGUGUUCUAUUUCCUCAAAGAAACAACGUGGAAAUUCGACGACGAUAUCACCCAGCUGCAGAGGCUGGGCAGUAGCAUCAACAUGACGCACCACACCGACCACGGCAACCAAUUUUCCGACAUUCGAAUCCAUACGCCGUACGCCGUGCUCAGCAUACGUUACGGCUCUCAAAUGGCGAAAGAGCAUCAGAGAAUCCUGCGACACGCCAAAAAACACGCUGUUACACAGCGCUGGGCUCAGGAGCGCGAACUGUUGAGCAGAGACCAGACCGGCCAACUCGAGUGGACCGAGAAGGAGAAGGACGACAUCAUCCGGACAGGAUCGGCGCCAGGCUAUCGUGGGGAUUACUAUCAUGACGUGGCCAGCUAUCCUGAACUGGCCGACGACCCAGCCAAUAUCGUGUUGCACAGAAAUCAGAAACGAGAUCAUGACGAAAUGUGA
This is a messenger RNA of Galendromus occidentalis (western predatory mite), 8550 nucleotides long. RefSeq names its product teneurin-m. Gene Ontology annotation, biological process: motor neuron axon guidance. Lineage: Eukaryota; Metazoa; Arthropoda; Arachnida; Mesostigmata; Phytoseiidae. The record is from RefSeq and is a predicted model, not a curated record. The coding region runs from base 1 to 8550 and encodes 2849 amino acids. The transcript has 27 exons.